Clonostachys rhizophaga is the source of this 1035-nucleotide messenger RNA. The record is from the annotation of a GenBank genome assembly. NCBI's taxonomy places the organism in Eukaryota, Fungi, Ascomycota, Sordariomycetes, Hypocreales, Bionectriaceae.
AUGAAGUUCUCCGCCUCCACCAUCCUCCUGGCCGCCGCCCUGGGCGUGUCUGCCCAUCCCCACGGCGCUGUCCACAACCAUGUUCACCGCGAUACCAACCUCGAAGUCCGCGACCAGUUUGUCAAGAACGUUAAGCCCACCUCGACCGUCUUCAAGACUGUUACUGUUCCAGCUGUGAACGCUCUUCAGGCACCAACCAGCUCAAGCUCCGCUGAUGUUGCCAUCGCCGCCAAGACCUCCUCCUCCUCGGCUGCCGCAACGACCACUGCCAGCAGUGGUACUAUUGGCGGCAGUGGCAGCUGGACGGAUGAUUUCUGCACCGGAACCAGCAAGCGUGGUUCCGUAGCCGACAACGCCUAUUCUGGAAACACUGGCAGCACCACGUACGGUUGCAACCUCAAGUUUGUUGAGGAGAGCGCCGCCAAGAACUAUCAGUACAUUACUGUCCUUGAGAACGCCGCCAGCGAGAAGCAAGUUUGUGCAUGCUUCCUGAAGGCCGGGGCUGAUGGCAAUCCCUUCGGGGGAUUCUGGAAGGGUAAACAAGCGCUUGACUUUGAGCUCGCCCCUGGUGCCAAGAAGUAUCUGGCUGUCCAGGCUGCCACUAUCGGUGGCUGCUCUUGCGGCGUCGGUUCCCUCCCUACUACUAAUCUUGGCCAGAUCGCUGGUACGUGGUUGGAGUUGGAGUACGGCAGCAGUAACAAUCCUGGUUUCUCCGGUGCCGAUGCCUCUUCGCUGGUUCCCGAGGAUUACGGCCUACCCUUCCAGGGCUUGACCAUCACCAGUGAGACCCCUGAACUUGUCUCAGGUUACGAGAAGAAGUCGGUCAUCUACCCUAACGGUGACGGCUGUAACGCUUUCCCCAAGGGUACCAAUGCCAAGGAUGGCUUUGGCUUCAACAUUGGCAACACACAGAAGGGCGGUGAUGCUAUCCGUCUGCAUGCUAAGUGGGGAACCACUGGCACUCUGGCCGACUGCCCCAAUGUCACUGAGGGCAAAGACAAUCUCGCGAAGAGCUGGCGCCAGACCCGUGCUUAG